UCGGCGAUCUCUGUCCUCUGAUUGGACGAGCAGUUUUAGCACAACUAGCACCAACUCAGUGUAGUUCAUAAACAUUAAACAAUUCAUCUUCUUAUCGGCUUCUCGGUUGAAUUAUCAUAAUCUCCGCAGUUCUGAGGAAAUCUCGUCUAAACUGGCUUGAGUUUCGUCUGAAUGGCUGAAGCCUCCGUUACAGACACAUCGAAGUUGAAUCCAGAGUCUGCUGAGUUUGUACCACAAGCUAAACCCAACCAGCCCUACUCUAGAAGUUACAGGCAGCAGCAGCAGCACCACACUCAGGACUGGAGGGCUCAACAUGUUAGGCCUCAUCAUCACUUUAGACAGUCCGAUGUGACCAAGCACGGUCAAGAUGAGUCUGAAAACCCAGCCAAUAAUACAUUUCCCCCUCCUGAACUUCCCAUCAGAGGAGAUGUAAGAGGUAGAGGAAGAGGAGGAAGACAAAGAGGAGGACGCGGUGAUGGUAGGCGCAUCAAUGACCAUCGUGCUCCGAAUGAGAGAUGGACAAAACCUGGAAGUGAUAACGACUGCUCAGGAAGGGACCACAGACCCAACUCACCCACUUCUAAUAGAUCCACGGAUGAGGAGAAGAAAGAAAGGACAACUGUGGAAGCCGACGUUAGAGUGUCUUAUCAAGCUAGCCGACGUAAACAGCCCAAUAAAGCAAGAGCUGAGAGAUUGAUAAAGGAGCCUCAGCCCAAGGACCAAGUGGAGAACAGGGAAAACCAGGCUGGUGCAGGAGAUACAAAGCCUGCAGCAGUUCAGGAAAAUCCGGAGCCUGAGCAGAGGAACCAUAAGGGAUGGAGAGGUGGAGAUCGCCGCAUGCAUCCCAAUUCCUGGAGGAAAGGGCCGGCCCCUAACUAUGGGAUUGAGGGUAACUGGAGAGAAAGAGAGCCUGCUCUGAUCAGAGGGGAGGAGAGGAGCGGUGCAGAAGCUGAGGGCGGAAGCCGUGAGGAGUCCAGCAGAAACAGAGGAGGUGGGAAAAGGGAAGAGAGGAGAGGUGCAGAAGCUGAGGGUGGAAGCCGUGAGGAGUCCAGCAGAAACAGAGGAGGUGGGAGAGGGGAGGAGAGGAGCGGUGCAGAAGCUGAGGGUGGAAGCCGUGAGGAGUCUAGCAGAAACAGAGGAGGUGGGAGAGGGGAAGAGAGGAGAGGUGCAGAAGGUGAGGGUGGAAGCCGUGAGGAGUUCAACAGAAACAGAGGAGGUGGGAAAAGGGAAGAGAGGAGCGGUGCAGAAGCUGAGGGCGGAAGCCGUGAGGAGUCUAGCAGAAACAGAGGAGGUGGGAGAGGGGAGGAGAGGAGAGGUGCAGAAGCUGAGGGCAGAAGCCGUGAGGAGUCCAGCAGAAACAGAGGAGGUGGGAGAGGUGCAGAAGCUGAGGGCGGAAGCCGUGAGGAGUCCAGCAGAAACAGAGGAGGUGGGAGAGGUGCAGAAGCUGAGGGCGGAAGCCGUGAGGAGUCCAGCAGAAACAGAGGAGGUGGGAAAAGGGAAGAGAGGAGAGGUGCAGAAGGUGAGGGUGGAAGCCGUGAGGAGUCUAGCAGAAACAGAGGAGGUGGGAGAGGGGAGGAGAGGAGAGGUGCAGAAGGUGAGGGUGGAAGCCGUGAGGAGUUCAACAGGAACAGAGGAGGUGCGAGAGGGAAAAGGCCACUACUGCAGAAUCCAGGGCCGAGAAGAGGCGGGGCUCCUGAGCGACGGAACGGACCGGUGAAGUGCAUGGAGCCUCCCAAAAGCAAAGAAACCCACACAGGUUGUCUAAUUGAGCAGCUGACGGAGGAGAAGUAUGAGUGUAUGGUCUGUUGUGAAGUGAUUCGGGUCAUGGCUCCGGUUUGGAGCUGUCAGAGCUGUUUCCAUGUAUUCCACCUUAACUGCAUCAAGAAAUGGGCUCGCUCACCUGCAUCUCAAGCUGAUGAUGGCACUGAAGGUUGGCGUUGUCCGGCAUGCCAGCAUGUGACACUUAAAGCCCCUAAUUCGUAUACCUGCUUCUGUGGGAAGGUGACCAAUCCUGAGUUUCAGCGCACUGAGAUCCCUCAUAGCUGUGGAGAUAUGUGUGGGAAAAAGAGGAGUGGAGGGGAAUGCAAUCACCCCUGUAACAUCUUGUGCCAUCCUGGGCCCUGCCCACAGUGUCCAGCUUUUAUCAUAAAGUCCUGCAUUUGUGGGAGAAUGAGAAAGCAGGUUCGUUGCAGUCAGACGGGACCUCUGCUUUGUGAGGACGUCUGUGGGGCUCUUCUGAACUGCUCACAGCACUUCUGUGCACAGGUGUGCCAUUCAGGGCCAUGCCAACCCUGCCGACUUCGUGUUCAGCAAGCCUGCUUCUGUGGUGUGGCAUUCAGGGAUGUGGCGUGUGGGACUGAUCGUGAAAAGUUUGAUGGAUCAGGAUAUUUCUCCUGUUGCAAGCCCUGUGGAAAGAUGCUAGACUGCCAGUCCCAUCGCUGUCAGCAGUUAUGCCACCCUGGGCAGUGCCAGUCAUGUCCACUCAGCCCCAAGCUGGUGCACAGUUGUUCAUGUGGACAGACUCCAUUAUCUAAGCUUCUGGAGCUCGGCUACCCAGAAAGAAAGACCUGUACUGACCCGAUCCCCUCCUGUGGCAAGACUUGCAACAAGCCGCUGCCAUGUGGAGAUGGUGAUUCUGUCCACUUGUGUGAAAAGCUCUGCCAUGAGGACAGCUGUGGCCCGUGCUCUUUGACCUCCUCUAUUAAAUGCAGAUGUGGCAGCAACAGCAAGGAAGUUCCUUGUGCAGCCAUUCAGACUGAACAAGACAUGGUGUUUACCUGUGAGAAACGCUGCAACAAGAAGCGCUCCUGUGGCAGGCACAAGUGUGGAGAGUUGUGUUGUGUGGAUGUGGAGCAUAAGUGCUCUGUGAUUUGUGGUUACAAACUCAAUUGCGGUUUACAUCGAUGUCAGGACCUUUGUCACCGUGGCAACUGCCAGCCUUGUUGGCAAACCAGUUUUGAUGAGUUGGCAUGCUACUGUGGGGAGACUGUGCUCUUCCCACCCAUCCCUUGCGGAACCAGGCCUCCUGAAUGUAAAAACUUAUGUACCCGAAGUCAUGAUUGUGAUCAUCCAGUGUUCCAUUCAUGCCAUAGUGAGGAGAAAUGUCCUCCCUGUACCUACCUCACCAAGAAGUGGUGCAUGGGUAAUCAUGAGCAAAGGAGUAAUAUCCCAUGCCACCUGCAGGACAUCUCAUGUGGUUUAGUGUGUGACAAGCUCUUACCCUGUGGUUCUCAUCGCUGCAAGAAGAUAUGUCACCGUGGGGAAUGCCAGGCAGAGGGAGAGUGUAAGCAGCCAUGCACUCACCCUAGAGCCAGCUGUGGACACCCCUGUGCUGCUCCCUGCCACCCAGACACCCCCUGUCCACCCACCAUCUGCAGUGCCAAGGUGGCACUGCAGUGUGACUGUGGCCGAAAGAAAGAGACCGUUCCUUGUGCUGAUGCAGCCAGUUCCUACCAAAGAUAUGCAGCUAUUGCUGUUGCCAGUAAGCUGUCAGAUAUGCAGCUGGGAGAGUCCGUUGACAUUGGACAGCUCACAAAGAAAGAGCAGAGAAAGGCCAGGUUGGAGUGUGAUCAAGAAUGUGCUACACUGGAGAGGAACAGGCGGCUGGCUGAGGCCUUGCAGAUUGAUCAGUCAGUGGAUACCUUCAACAAGUCAGCGUCUUCCAAAUAUAGUGACUCUCUCAAAGAAGAUGCAAGGAAAGAUUUCAAGUUCGUUAGUGAAAUUGAAGAGGAGAUUAAGAAUUUAGUUGAACUGGCUAACAAGGGUAAACAGCCUAAGAGGAGUCACUGUUUUCCACCUAUGAAGCGUGAACACCGGAGAAUUAUCCAUGAGCUAGCGGAGGCAUAUGGUGUGGAAAGCGUCAGUUAUGAUAGCGAACCCAAGCGCAAUGUUGUGGUUACUGCCAUCAGGGGGAAAUCGGUGUGUCCUAACACUAGUCUGGCUGCUUUGAUUGAAAGGGAAUCGGUUUCCAGAGCACCGCCUCCUAUUGCUCACAUCAAACAACACACAAGCAAGGCCGACAAUAGUAAUGCUUGGAUGAAACAAUCUAAAGAGGAGCCCACAAUUGAUUAUUUUGAUGUGCAGGAUUGACAUGAAAUUUUGAAUAAUCACUGUAAUAAUCACACAAAAUAAAACUGUCCAAAGUCCAAAAACUUCUUUUCACUAUAGCAUCACAGUUCAGAACACAAACAGAGUGAGAAUAUAAAGCUAUGAUUUAUGGAAGUGUUUGUUAGGUUUACUAAGGAGCAAACAUCUAGAAGUAAAAAUUGAUGUGGUUUCUGUGCACACAUGAACUUUGAAAAGAAAUGUGGGAUGUAUUUGUAUUCUGAGACUAGACUUUGACAUUAUCAGUGACCUUGACGGUGACUUCUGAUAGACAGCUUACACAAGUGUCAGGAGUGAGUCAGAGUGAAAUUGGACAUGAUUGGCAUCAGGAAGGUUGUUGGUAGUAAUCUCAUUUUACCAUGCCUUGUUAAAGAAGAUGAAAAUAACUGCAUCUCAGCUCCAAUAAAUACUUCUGAAAGCACAA
Molecule: messenger RNA, 4528 nt
Organism: Onychostoma macrolepis
Lineage: Eukaryota; Metazoa; Chordata; Actinopteri; Cypriniformes; Cyprinidae
Gene: nfx1
Product: nuclear transcription factor, X-box binding 1
Exons: 25
Coding region: 172-4089 (1305 amino acids)
Biological process (GO): negative regulation of transcription by RNA polymerase II
Cellular component (GO): nucleus
Molecular function (GO): RNA polymerase II transcription regulatory region sequence-specific DNA binding; zinc ion binding; DNA-binding transcription factor activity, RNA polymerase II-specific
Source: RefSeq, a predicted model, not a curated record